Plasmopara halstedii is the source of this 1107-nucleotide messenger RNA. Its product is annotated as lipase, putative. The record is from RefSeq and is a predicted model, not a curated record. Gene Ontology annotation, molecular function: hydrolase activity, acting on ester bonds. Gene Ontology annotation, biological process: lipid metabolic process. Lineage: Eukaryota; Oomycota; Peronosporomycetes; Peronosporales; Peronosporaceae. The transcript has 3 exons. The coding region runs from base 1 to 1107 and encodes 368 amino acids.
AUGACGACAACUCUUAGUUUUUUAAUGCUCAUGAUGCUCAGGUUUCAACUUGUCACUUCCAUCUCGAUGGUGCCAGAUGACCCUGAUUACGGACUCAAUGUUAUGGAGCUCAUCACAAAACGUGGGUAUGCUGUUGAAGAGCACAAAUUCUCGACUGCUGAUAAUUACAUUCUAACGAUGUAUCGGUUGCCCAAAACACAUAAAGAGACUCAAGAAAAUAUUCCAGCUGCAUCUAAGAAAUCGGCUGUCUACUUGGUUCAUGGACUACUCGAUAGUAGCUUUACGUUUGAAUGUAACUUUCGCAACCAGAGUUUGGCAUUCAUCUUAGCUGAUGCUGGCUACGACGUCUGGCUUGACAAUAAUGGUACAACGUGGUCAAACGAACACACAACUUAUGCUAUCGAUAGUGACGAGUAUUGGAAUUUCUCUUGGCAAGAGAUGGCACUAUAUGAUAUGCCUGCAAUGAUUCAAUUCGUGCUUAAUACAACGGGUCAAUCAACCUUGAGUUACGUCGGACAUUCAGAGGGUACAAUGCAAGCGUUUGCCGGAUUUUCCGUCAACCAAGAACUUGCUCAAAAGGUCUCGUACUUUGGUGCACUCUCCCCUGUUGCAUAUCUCGGUCACAUGACCUCUCCAGUGUUAAAAGGGCAAUUGGCGAGUUUCGAGUGCACUUUAAUUGUAUAUAUCGGACAUACCCCAGCUGGUACUUCAGUGAAAAAUAUGGCUCACUUUGCCCAAGGCAUUCGAGAUAAUACGUUUCGGUAUUACGAUUACGGCUGUCAAUGUGUUCGAGCAUUUGGAUUGCAGAAUUGUCCGGGAUUGUUCUGUAGGAACAAAGAGGUUUAUGGUACAUUUGAUCCACCGACUUUUAAUCUUUCUGCGAUAAGAUAUCCACGUAUGGGAUUCUAUGUAGGCACGGACGACUGGAUCACAACUGAUUCAGAUGUGACGCAACUUUACGCAGAGUUAAAAAACGCCGAGAUUGUUGCGAAUCAUAGUGUUCAGUACAGCCAUGUCGACUUUACGUGGGGGUAUAACGCCAACGAGGUUAUCUACCAGAGCUUACUAACUCAUAUUGCCAAGUACACUGGCGUUGGUUACGAUUGA